GGUAAUGAAGGGGAUCCGGUAAGAAGGUUUUACACAUACGUUUACCGUACUUGAAUUUAGCAUUCUUGCAGAAGUUUUUUUAAUCUUGUGAACUCCUCCACUGCUCAUUCCAAAGGGGGAUAUUGGUUUCAGAGGAGCUCAUGGAACACCAGGCAGACCAGGCAAGAUGGGUAAAUCUGGGCCUUCUGGAAUAAGAGGAAACACUGGAGCAGGAGGUGUUAAGGGUAUAACAGGUCUAAAUGGAACACAUGGACCUCCUGGGCCUAUGGGGCCAAAGGGUUUUCCUGGACUAAGAGGAGAGAAAGGUGAAUCUGGAAACAUUGGCAAGAAGGGUCUUCCAGGUGACACUGGGAUGAUUGGAAUAAUUGGUCCUCCAGGGCUAAAGGGGAAUCCUGGUUUGCAGGGAUUAAAAGGUCAAAAAGGACAUAAAGGAAAAGAAGGGGACAGGGGUCCUCAUGGUCCACCAGGGCAAAGAGGCUCUCUUGGAGUAGCUGGCAACCAUGGAAAAAAGGGAAUGAAAGGUGUCCAUGGCAGGACAGGGCCAAAGGGAAUUAAGGGCAAGCGGGGACCUCCAGGACUACCAGGACUACCUGGCAAACUAAGGCUCCUACAAGGACGAGGAUUAAAAUCUGAGCCAGGACAAAGUUUAAGAAUUGAGCAAAGGUCCAAAACAACACCCAGUACAACGUAUAGUUUGAAAACUGGACCGAAUCCAGUCCAAUCUCCCAGCAUCAUGAAACAAAAGGAAGAACAGCUAAAGGGCAGACCGGCAUCCAAGAGAUGGUCUCAGGGUGAUGAAGCUGAGGAGUUCUUCAGCUGGCCCUUGGGAACUAAAGAUGAUCCCGGUACCACCUGCUAUGAACUGAUGCUUGUUCGUCCACAUUUGAGUGAUGGUUACUUUUACAUGGAUCCCAACCAAGGCUGUCCUUGUGAUGCUGUGAAGGUGUUCUGUAACUUCACAGCAGGAGGAGCCACCUGCAUAGAUCCUCUAUUAUCACAGAUUACAAUAAAGUGGGAGCCACAAAUGACAAAUUCAGUGAAGUCUGUGCAGUGGUUUACACAGCAACAUGGUGGACAAAAGAUUAAGUAUGCUGGUGUGGAUGUUGUCCAGCUGAGGUUUCUGCGGUUAGCCAGCCACACAUCUUUCCAGCACAUAACUGUCAGCUGCACAGCAAACCAGUCAAAAGCAGAUUUAGCUACUCAGAUUAUUCACUUACUGGGAGACUCUGGAACACAAAUUGAGUCGAACCUUGUUGCAGUGUCCAGGAAAGACCAUGAGGUGCACAUGUCUGUGAAGGUUCGCGGUAGCACAGAGUUACAUCGAGGUGAUAUGGAGUUACUUCCUGUCAGAGAUCUGGGUGUAGAGAUGAGCAGUACAACCUACUUCUCCUCUGAGAUCACAGUGGUUUUGGGAUCACUCUGCUUCUUGUGAUAAAAAGAGUGUGCAUGUGUGCGUGUUUGUACGUGUGUUUCCAGUGUGUAUUGAAAUUCUGUAAAUUGUUCCUUUAUGUAGGACGCAGGACUUUACUGUUUGAUGUCUGCAUGUCUUUAAAGUCGAAUAUGUCCUUUAGUUUAUUCUAUGCUGUUUUAUAUUUGUUGUAUAUUUAUUAAAUAACCUGUAAAAUUGCAGGAUUUUAAUGUAUGAAACAUUUAAUAGUACAGUACCAUGUCCCUAAAUUUGAUUUUGCUAAACAUUAGAUAACAGAACUUUACAUUUGCAGAUUUGGGGUGAUUCCUUCCCAUCAGUCCAGCUUGCUAGUGGCA
This is a messenger RNA of Melanotaenia boesemani (Boeseman's rainbowfish), 1764 nucleotides long. Its product is annotated as collagen alpha-2(XI) chain-like. Gene Ontology annotation, molecular function: extracellular matrix structural constituent. Bases 167 to 1432 code for a protein of 421 amino acids. The transcript is spliced from 15 exons. Lineage: Eukaryota; Metazoa; Chordata; Actinopteri; Atheriniformes; Melanotaeniidae. The record is from RefSeq and is a predicted model, not a curated record.